Messenger RNA from Drosophila santomea, 2306 nucleotides. RefSeq names its product mitochondrial intermediate peptidase. The transcript has 3 exons. Gene Ontology annotation, biological process: peptide metabolic process. Gene Ontology annotation, molecular function: metalloendopeptidase activity. Bases 185 to 2284 code for a protein of 699 amino acids. Lineage: Eukaryota; Metazoa; Arthropoda; Insecta; Diptera; Drosophilidae. Gene Ontology annotation, cellular component: mitochondrion. The record is from RefSeq and is a predicted model, not a curated record.
AAAAAUAGUAUUAACACCACUCUUCUUAAUAGGGCUGCACACGCAGCGAUGUGUGUUUGUUUGCCUGUCAAUAAAAUAGAAGCAAACCGUCUGGCAACCAUAUAACUUCGCCGACAGCUGACUUCACAUGUAACCAUUUCGUUAUAAACAAGCAAUUUAAGUAACACGACAUUGGGGAAGAGCCAUGCUAGAAUUUAGUCGAAGCUUGCUGCGCUGGCGAACCCGGAGCUGUAGCCGCAGAGUCUCUACGUGGACGCCGCUGGCUAUGGCGUUUAAUGCGCCUCCGGCGAGGCGGAUUAACUUUACCCACGACGAUGUUGGCCUUUUUGGCAUGCCCGAGCUGCGAAGUUUUGAGGGUUUCUAUCUUCUGCGAGACAAUGUGGAAAGCCGGACGCAGGAGCUUAUUUCAGAGGCCAUCUCCGAUCAACGACGUCGAAAGAUGGUCGACAUUUUUGACGAGCUUUCUGACUCAUUGUGCAAGGUGGCGGACCUCGCAGAGUUUGUACGAAUUGCGCAUCCUCAGAGCAGGUACACACAAGCAGCAGAGCAGGCGUGCAUAAGCAUUUGCGGAAUGGUCGAGAGCCUUAACACGCAUAAGCCCAUCUAUAAGGCCUUAAGCCAAGUGGUGGAUCAUGGGGACAAGCUGCCCACCAGCGAAGUGGACAGGCAUGUGGCACGUUUGUUCCUUUUCGACUUCGAGCAGUGUGGGAUCCACUUGCCCGAGGAGGAACGUAUGCGUGUUGUACGGCUAAACGAUUAUAUUCUUCAGCUAGGCCAGAAGUUCAUGAGUGGAGCCGUCCAACCUAGUGUUCUUCCGAGUAGCCAAGUCCCUGAAUCCUUUCGUAACUACUUCCCUUCCUCCGGAGGAAAUGUAGUGAUCACUGGACUGUGCACAAACGCAGAGAACGUCGGGAUGCGGGAGGCUGCCUACCGGUUGUACCUGCAACCGUCGAAGAGCCAGGAGGAUCUUCUCCGAGACCUGCUUCUUUGUCGGCAUGAACUGGCGCGUAGCUGUGGCUUCGAUACAUAUGGCCACCGGGCCCUGAAAGGUAGCACGAUGGAGAAACCCGAGGUGGUCCGAGAGUUUAUCAACGAGUUGUCAGAAAAGCUGCGACCGCGCGCUAAUUCCGAUUUUGCCCGGAUGUCACAAAUGAAACGCAGCGAAGGCGGAAAGGCGGAUGCAAGAACAGAAGUUUGGGAUACACCGUAUUAUACCAACCAGCUGAGGCGGCAAUUAUUUGAGGAGCAUGCCAACGAGUUCCUGCCAUAUUUCUCCCUUGGCGGUUGCAUGGAAGGUCUGGACAACUUGCUGCAUGCGCUUUACGGCAUCCGUUUGCAAAACAUAGAUUUGAUGCCAGGCGAGGCCUGGCACAACGACAUCUACAAGCUUGCCGUAGUCCACGAGAGGGAAGGACUGCUGGGCUACAUUUACUGCGACUUCUAUGAGAGAAUGGGCAAGCCAAAUCAGGACUGCCACUUUACCAUUCAGGGCGGCAAGCGUAUGCCGGAUGGCUCCUACCAGCUUCCCGUGGUAGUUGUAAUGCUGGGUCUAGCGCAACCGCGUUGGAAGGGACCAACGCUGCUGUCACCAGCGCGAUUGGACAACCUAUUUCACGAAAUGGGCCAUGCAAUGCACUCGAUGCUAGCUCGCACCGAGCACCAGCAUGUGACAGGAACGCGCUGUUCCACGGACUUCGCUGAGGUUCCCAGUGUGCUCAUGGAGUACUUUGCGGGCGAUCCCCGUGUGCUGCGAACCUUUGCCCGUCACUUUCAGACCCACGAACCAAUUUCCGAGGAUAUGCUAAGACGCCUGUGCGCUUCCAAGAACCUGUUCGCAGCAAGCGAGACCCAACUUCAGGUGUUCUACUCAGCGCUGGACCAGGAAUAUCACGGAGCAUCGGCUAGUCAUGGCAGAAGUAGCACAGAAACCCUGCGCUCAGUACAGGAUCAUUACUACGGCCUUCCUUACGUAGAGAACACUGCGUGGCAGCUACGAUUUUCCCACCUUGUGGGCUACGGAGCCAAGUAUUAUGCCUACCUUGUUUCGAAAACAAUCGCUUCGUGGAUCUGGCAGACGUACUUUGAAGCCAACCCAUUCAACCGGCAGGCUGGUGAGAAAUAUCGCGCCGAAAUUCUUGCUCAUGGAGGAGCAGUUCCCAGCCGUAAGCUGGUGGCCAACUUUCUGCAGCGCGAGAUGACACCCAGCGUUUUGGCCGAAAGUCUUAUCAAAGAGAUUGACGCCGACGAGUCAAAAAUCAAAGACCUUAUGAUCAGCAGAAGUUAAUACAAAAAAUCAUAAAGCUGAA